Molecule: messenger RNA, 1296 nt
Organism: Coniosporium apollinis CBS 100218
Lineage: Eukaryota; Fungi; Ascomycota; Dothideomycetes
Product: 26S protease regulatory subunit 6A
Exons: 3
Coding region: 1-1296 (431 amino acids)
Biological process (GO): proteasome-mediated ubiquitin-dependent protein catabolic process
Cellular component (GO): proteasome regulatory particle, base subcomplex
Molecular function (GO): ATP hydrolysis activity; proteasome-activating activity; ATP binding
Source: RefSeq, a predicted model, not a curated record
AUGGCAUCCCUGGAAGAGCUCGACGACCUGAAGGAGGGUGAGGAGGAGCAGAGCCUGCUCGACCCGGAGAUCCUCAACUCCAGCACGCGAGACAUCAUCGCAAGGCGGCGGCUGCUUGAGAACGAUAUGCGGAUCAUGAAGAGCGAGCACCAGCGGUUAACGCAUGAGAAAGCCGCCAUGCAUGAGAAGAUCAAGGACAAUCAGGACAAGAUAGAGAACAACAGACAACUGCCGUACCUUGUGGGUAAUGUCGUUGAAAUCCUUGACCUAGACGUCACGGCCGAAGCAGCAGAAGAGGGUGCAAACAUCGACCUCGACGCUACCCGAGUAGGCAAAUCCGCCGUCAUUAAGACAUCCACCCGACAGACCAUCUUCUUGCCUCUGAUAGGCCUGGUCGACCACGAGAAGCUGAAGCCAGGCGAUCUCAUCGGCGUUAACAAGGACUCCUACCUAGUCCUCGACACUCUUCCCGCUGAGUACGACAGCAGAGUGAAGGCGAUGGAGGUAGACGAGAAGCCGACGGAGAAGUACUCAGAUGUCGGAGGCCUGGACAAACAGAUAGAGGAGCUCGUAGAGGCUGUGGUGUGGCCGAUGAAAGAGGCUGAUCGGUUCAAGAAGAUCGGCAUCAAGGCUCCCAAAGGCGCCCUAAUGUACGGUCCUCCAGGUACCGGCAAGACCCUCCUCGCGCGAGCCUGCGCCGCCCAGACCGACGCCACGUUCCUCAAGCUCGCCGGCCCACAACUCGUACAGAUGUUCAUAGGUGAUGGUGCAAAGCUCGUCCGCGACUGCUUCGCCCUAGCCAAGGAGAAGGCUCCCUCAAUCAUCUUCAUCGAUGAGUUGGACGCUAUUGGAACAAAGCGCUUCGACUCCGAGAAGUCCGGCGACCGAGAAGUGCAACGGACAAUGUUGGAGCUCCUCAACCAGCUUGACGGCUUUGCCUCCGAUGAUCGGGUCAAGGUACUUGCCGCCACCAACCGCGUUGACGUGUUGGAUCCCGCUCUCCUCCGUUCCGGCCGUCUAGAUAGGAAAAUCGAGUUCCCGUUACCCAACGAGGAAGCUAGAGCACAGAUCCUACGGAUACACAGCAGGAAGAUGACGGUGGAUGAGGCUGUCAACUGGCCUGAGUUAGCAAGAAGCACAGAUGAGUUUGGCGGAGCACAGCUGAAGGCUGUGUGCGUAGAGGCAGGCAUGAUAGCGCUGAGGGCAGGGCAGUCGAAGAUCAGUCACGAGCACUAUGUGGACGCUAUUGCGGAAGUACAAGCUAAGAAGACUUCCGUGGUCAAUUUCAUUGCUUGA